This is a messenger RNA of Dama dama (fallow deer), 3845 nucleotides long. RefSeq names its product Mab-21 domain containing 2 (gene MB21D2). Lineage: Eukaryota; Metazoa; Chordata; Mammalia; Artiodactyla; Cervidae. The record is from RefSeq and is a predicted model, not a curated record. The transcript has 2 exons. The coding region runs from base 606 to 2081 and encodes 491 amino acids.
CUUUCUCCUUGAAGGCGCUUGGCAACCCCUGCCCCCUAAGGGAGUGGAGGCAGAGAAAGACUACAUCUACAUCUCUCACGUCGGCCCGAGUACAGAUUGGCAAGUGGUAUGGAACGCAGACCUCUGUCAUUUAUUUAUUUUUCUUUCCACUGGGUGCGCUGUCCCUUUAAAUGGGGGACGCUGGUGCUGGCUCCGUAACACCGGAGCCGGCAGCUUGUUGAUUUCAGAGCUGGUGAAUUUCACAUUGUUUCCACUUCACUUUCCUCGCCCGGGGGAGGCUUAGGUUGGCUCUACCACCGCUAUAGUCGGGGCCAGCGAGGGCCAGGGGAGGGCAGGGACUUACUGCAUCUGGGCCAGCUUGGGGCCGCAGGAAAGGGUGUCGGGGCCACACACGCACUCUCGCUGCAGUCCAGAUCCUCCUGAAGCCCGGACGCCCGGAGCGCACCCGGCCGGGACCGCCCGCCCAGACGCCGGCCCGCCAGCCCGCCCACGGGCCGGGGUCACAGCCAAGGAGCCGACGAGGGGAGGAGGCCCAGGGGGGCUGGGUGGGGGGGGCGGGGGUGGGUGCUGCCGCCGCCGCGGAGCUGCUACUCGGCGCGUUUUGUAUGAAGAUGGCGGCUCCCACCGCCAGCAAGGCAGCCUCCCUGGGCUGUAACAACAAGCCUGCGUUCCCGGAGCUGGAUUUCAGGUCGGGAGCUCGGGUGGAGGAAUUGAACAAACUCAUCCAAGAAUUUACGAAGCACGAUCAGCGGGAAUAUGACGACCAGAGAGCACUGGAGAUUCACACAGCUAAGGAUUUCAUAUUUUCCAUGCUGGGAAUGGUGCAAAAGCUGGACCAAAAACUGCCAGUGGCCAAUGAGUACCUGCUGCUUUCUGGAGGAGUCCGAGAAGGCGUGGUAGACCUGGAUUUAGAUGAGCUUAAUGUCUAUGCCCGAGGGACCGACUAUGAUAUGGACUUCACUCUCCUGGUGCCAGCCCUUAAGCUGCAUGACCGUAAUCAGCCUGUGACACUGGAUAUGCGCCACUCAGCCUUAUGUCACUCUUGGCUGAGCCUUCGGCUCUUCGACGAGGGGACGAUAAGUAAAUGGAAAGACUGCUGCACCAUCGUAGAUCACAUCAACGGUGCCACCAACUACUUUUUCUCUCCAACCAAAGUGGCCGACUGGUUCUAUGACUCCAUCAGCAUUGUCCUCUCAGAGAUACAGAAGAAACCCCAGAGAGGGAUGCCAAAGGUGGAAAAAGUGGAAAAGAAUGGGACCAUCAUCUCCAUCAUUCUGGGUGUGGGGAGCAGUCGCAUGUUGUACGAUAUUGUCCCAGUGGUCUCCUUCAAAGGUUGGCCGGCAGUGGCCCAGAGCUGGCUCAUGGAGAACCACUUUUGGGAUGGGAAGAUCACUGAGGAAGAAGUCAUCAGUGGGUUUUACCUGGUACCAGCUUGUUCCUACAAGGGAAAGAAGGACAAUGAGUGGCGGCUGUCUUUUGCCAGGAGUGAGGUGCAGUUGAAGAAGUGUAUCUCCAGCAGCCUCAUGCAGGCGUACCAGGCCUGCAAAGCCAUCAUCAUUAAACUCCUGUCCCGGCCCAAGGCCAUCAGCCCCUACCACCUGCGGAGCAUGAUGCUCUGGGCCUGCGACAGACUUCCCGCCAACUACUUGGCCCAAGAAGACUAUGCAGCCCACUUUUUGCUGGGCCUCAUUGAUGACCUGCAACACUGUCUGGUCAACAAGAUGUGUCCCAAUUACUUCAUCCCUCAGUGCAACAUGCUGGAGCACCUGUCUGAGGAGACAGUCAUGCUCCACGCGCGGAAGCUCUCCUCCGUCCGCUCAGACCCAGCAGAGCACUUGCGCACCGCCAUCGAGCAUGUCAAGGCAGCCAACCGGCUGACGCUGGAGCUCCAAAGGCGAGGGAGCACCACCAGCAUCCCCUCCCCGCAGUCGGAUGGCGGGGACCCCAACCAGCCCGAUGACCGUCUGGCCAAAAAACUGCAGCAGCUAGUGACUGAGAAUCCGGGGAAGUCCAUCUCCGUCUUCAUUAACCCUGAUGAUGUCACAAGGCCCCAUUUCAGAAUUGACGACAAAUUUUUCUGAGCAUUUUUGCUGCCUUUUUUUUUUUUUUUUGCUCUGGUUCUGAAACUCUCAUAAUAUGUAGUGUGGUUUGUGUCUUUCCGGUUUUUUUUUUUUAUAUCCAGCCUGGAUCGGAUCUGUUAAGAACACAUCUUAAGUUUCCUGGUUCUGCAGGAAGGUGUAGACUUUGAAACAGUAUAUUACUAUUUCAUAUUCUGCCUCUGAUUUUGCUGUUUACUUUUUGUAGUUAUUGUUUUGUUUUGGUGUUUGUUUGUUUGUUUGUUUUAAGGAGAACUUGAGCCAUAGAUGAAAUGCCCAUGAAUUAUCUCCCUUCUUUCUGUUUCAUACUUUGUGAAAAAUUAAUGGGAGUGGGGAAUCUCUCUUUCUGAUACUUCAGGAUUCUAUGUUUGGUGUUGCUUUUCUUUGUCUUUAUUUUUUUUAAUGAAUGCUCAUCACUACAGAUAUUUGAAAAUCAUCUGAAUCUGGAAACUACCUGGUAUGUCAGCUGGACUUGUUGAUACUUUUUUCGACCAGUGGCCAGGGUAAUUUCUCCCUCUCUGCCAAACAAUGUAGACUUUGAAAGUGAUAAUGCUACAAAUUAUGUUUGGAGCAACUUCAUUGAAUGUAAUUGUCCCCAAAUCGGAACUUUGGAUGGUUUGGAAGGGUGUCUUUGACAACUUUCCAAGUAGAAUUAAGGUUUCCAAAUGGUAGUUUUAGUGUGUGUAAUUAUUUGAAGCCUUAUUUAAAUCCUAUUAAUGAACAUACCAUUAUAAUUGUUAUUUGCACUAAUGAAAUCUUUGCCAUUGUCAGAGUUCCAAUGCGUGUGUUUCAAUAUAAAUGGACAUCUACUGUUGAAAUGCUAUCAUUUCUUCAUUUAGCUCAUUUCUCUUAAUCAAUAGAAUGAUUCUUUGUGUUUGUUUAGUUCUCCUUUAUGUGGGUUCCUAUUUGGUCCUCUUUGAAUUUCCUGGUUCCUAUCUUACCAAGACAAGUUUUUCAAGCUUUAUACCUGCUGAGUGACUUUAUCUGAACUUGGGGAAAAUGUAUGAUUGAUAAAGUAGUUGUCUUUGUAUGUAUAGUUGAUCCUUGAACAACACAGGUUUCAACUGUGUGGAUUCACUUAUAUGCAGAUUUUUUUUUUCACUAAAUGUGUUAGUUGAAUGUAUGGGUUUGGAACCAUGAAUAGAAGGUCCACCAUAAAGUUAUAUAUGGAUAUUCAACCUCAUAAGGUCAGUGUUCCUAACCCCCACAUUAUUCAAGGGUCAACCGUAUUUCUUUUGACAUUAUAGGGUUAAGCUUUUUUGUACAGUCUGUUUGGUUCUUCUGAGAGUUUUGAGAAAAACUAGAAGGAAAAAUGACAUUAAUCCCCAAAUAGAAGAUACCAUGCCAGUUCAAAAGCAGGUUUUGCCAUAGAGCAGGAACCAGGAAAUAACUGGGUGGAAGCCUUGGUGUAGAGGUGUCCUGUCUUCAAGAAUGAAAUUACUUGCCAGGUUUAGGUGCUGCAAGGCAUCGGCUCCCUGUUUUGGUAUGGACUCAUUUCAGACUGUAGUGUCUGGGGGCCGGGGGCCGGCCGAUCUCUCAAAGGAGUACUGUGCUGUCUACUGUUGGAAAGGUCAAGCAACACUUUGAUCUUGAAUGUCCAGUCUCAUGGGGUGGAUUUUGGCCAAUUGAAAUCAGGCAUAUGCAGUCUUGGUUUUUGCAUGGGAAUUAUUGUAAUGCUUAUGAAUGAAAAUGAAAUCAUUCAACCAUCUCAAACAAAAGUAAUAAUAAAAGAAACAUACUGGCCUUGGA